Fibroporia radiculosa is the source of this 570-nucleotide messenger RNA. RefSeq lists its product as uncharacterized. The transcript is spliced from 4 exons. NCBI's taxonomy places the organism in Eukaryota, Fungi, Basidiomycota, Agaricomycetes, Polyporales, Fibroporiaceae. The record is from RefSeq and is a predicted model, not a curated record. Gene Ontology annotation, molecular function: protein binding. Bases 1 to 570 code for a protein of 189 amino acids. Gene Ontology annotation, cellular component: Set1C/COMPASS complex.
AUGAACGGUUCAUUGACUCUUACUACACUAGGAGAUCCCUUCAACAUAACGUACCCAACUGCCAUUCAAACCUCACUAGAUUCAGGUGCAUCUUUUGCAAAAUUUGACAAAACCGGCCGAUUCGUCGCAGGUGGACGGCCAGAUGGCUCAGCCGUCGUAUGGGACCUGGACACCAAAGCACCUGUCCGGUGGCUGGAGGGGCAUGUGAAAGGUGUCACCAGUGUAGACUGGUCGCGAAAUUCGCGCUAUGUACUGACCUCGUCGAAGGACUGGAACGUGAUCGUAUGGGACCUCGCGUCAGAGACCGAGCCCCCACAUCGCCGGACGACUGUACGGUUCGAUGCGCCCAUUGUGACGGCUUCCUUCCAUCCUCGGAAUAGUCAAAUCCUUCUAGUGCUGCUAGGUACAGGAGAGGCAUAUCUUGUUGACCUCCGGAAGGAACACAGAGGUCGCUUUGAGUUAUGUGAGGUUCAAGAAGAUAGCGAUGAGGAGGGUCAGACGAACCGAACUGCAAGGUCGAGUAAAUGUUCCUUACAUCUAUACCUUGCGUCUGAAGGAUGUGGGGAGUAG